Messenger RNA from Penicillium samsonianum, 1008 nucleotides. RefSeq lists its product as uncharacterized. NCBI's taxonomy places the organism in Eukaryota, Fungi, Ascomycota, Eurotiomycetes, Eurotiales, Aspergillaceae. The record is from RefSeq and is a predicted model, not a curated record. The transcript is spliced from 2 exons. Bases 1 to 1008 code for a protein of 335 amino acids.
AUGUCUUUCCCCCUCUUUCACCAUUGGCCUACCCCCCUUUUAGGCCUAUCAUUGGCCUCGCACCGGCGCUCAGCAUUCCAACCAAGAGAUCAUCUUGAGAGUCUGAUCACGAAACACGGCUACCCCACACCUGUGUCACUCUCCUCCCUGCGAGAUCUGACAGCCACCUCGUCUACUUAUACUCCCCCUUCGCCACCUCGUCGGUCCCGUUAUCCGGAUACCAUUCCGAUCGACGGUUUUGACUCGCUUACCUUAUCCUCAUCCACGAGACCCAUUCCUAUCCCAAGACGCCCCGGUCCAGUAUACGAGGACCUUCCAGUGACACCACUCACCGGUCGAUUCGAUCACGACUCUUAUUUUGACGAUUGGGAACGUGCGUCUCAAUCCGCCAGGUCCCGACAAAUCCCUUCAAUCCGGCCUACCCGUCGCGGCCAGUAUCCAUCGCAGCCCCCACCAUCCUCGACAAGGAUGCGUUCUGAUAACUCACCUUAUUACUCCCCGGCUGCCUCGCCUAUCAUGUCUCCACGACGCUCACAUUCUCCCCAACCAACUCGCUCUCGGACCCAGAACCCAUCUAAGGCCAAGCAAACCCAAAACUUUCAUCUCGGCAGCCUGCCCCGGUUCCAUCCCGCCGUAUAUCAGUCGAGCAGUACUUCUCACAACGCCACUGCUGCCCAGCCUACAUCUCCUCGCCAAUCUCGGCAGUCUUCCUACCGCACUGCAGCCGGGUCACGCGACAUGGUGUGGCAGUACCGUGAGUUCAUCGAGGGCGUCCACCAAAAUCCGUCCGCGCCCCGUUUGGAUCCUCUGGUCAGCCCGGGCCCCGUCACGCCCCUGGCGCUAGAGGCUGGUGACUACCUCGCCCAUGGCUCGAUGAACAACACAUCCGAGCGGACUCCACGAGAUGUCCCAAAGAACUCCGGCCCUCCGGCUGAGCUGGUGGAGAAGCUCAUUGCCUAUGAAGAGAAGGCUCGGCAGAUGGCUCGAAAGUCCGCCAAGGGCCGGUAA